Xyrauchen texanus (razorback sucker) is the source of this 2858-nucleotide messenger RNA. RefSeq names its product NF-kappa-B inhibitor zeta-like. The coding region runs from base 62 to 1654 and encodes 530 amino acids. Gene Ontology annotation, biological process: regulation of gene expression. NCBI's taxonomy places the organism in Eukaryota, Metazoa, Chordata, Actinopteri, Cypriniformes, Catostomidae. The transcript is spliced from 11 exons. Gene Ontology annotation, cellular component: nucleus. The record is from RefSeq and is a predicted model, not a curated record. Gene Ontology annotation, molecular function: POU domain binding; DNA binding.
UUGGGCUAGUUUGUGUUUGUGAUCAUAACAGUCUGAUACAGGGUUAAGAUCAGACAACAGCAUGGUAAGCAGUCAGGUAUGGGCCACAGGACGCGAAAUGCUACCCGUAUCACGCAAAACAAAACAUACCGAAUGUUCCAAUUAUUCGUUUGACGGUUCACCGCUGCCGGGACGGCCUGCCUCGAAUGUAAGUGGACCGAAUCUACUGAUAUCGACGCAGAACCCGUCAGACGUGAAAGCAGAAGUUAGAGAUGUGAAGAACAUCUGCGUCACGGAGUCACCAAUCCAAACUGGUCAAAAGAAACAGAAGUCCAUAUCUGAAAGGAAAUACCUUGGUGUCAGAGUGAAAAUGCCUGUGCGGGAUAUGCUAAAAAAUAUACGAAUAGCCAAGGGUAUCGAUCCCAAAGAUCUGGAGGGAAAAUCCAAGGCUUCCAUAGGGGACAAAAAAAGGGUUAACACUGGUACUAACUUGAAAAAAUGCCCGAAGAAACGACAAACAAAGAGUCUGGAGGACCUUGCAAUUAUAGUCAAAGUGCUGGAAGAGGAUCUUAAGACCUGUCAAUCUUUCAGAUCUCCAAAUAAAAGUCUUUCAGCUUCAUACUGUUCAGAAUAUAGAGAAAAGUGUUGGGGUGAAGAUGCAACACAACACAGUUGCAUGGCCAUAUACGGUCAGGAGAAGGAGUUCCCUCUGUCUCCAGGUUAUUUGGUACCAUCAGAGAACUCCCCUGUCCAUUCUGUUUGCAGCUUCUACCCCUCCCCAGCUUAUCACCAGGGUACUGAUAUCUUCUUGGGGAAUCAGGACAAAUAUAGCAGUUUUGAGUCAGAUGACUACAAGUGUGAAGAUCAAUAUGGAAUGACUUACUCUCCCUCCAAAUCAUCUGAAUACCAGGUGCCCUCUCCACAAGAAUCAUUCCAUUUCAGUCCCAACUCAGAAGCCUGGGAGGUUUCCCCAAAUGAGAUGAACCAUCAACCAUGGCGCAGUUCUCAACAAGACGAGUGGAGCAGUAUGGCCUUCUUCUGCGCACAAAUGCAAAGAGAAGAAAAUCUGCUUAAGGAAAUAUCUGAUCAAGAGCUUCUUGCCGUAGACAACAAUGGAAGAAUCCUUCUUCACAGAAUGGUUGAGGAUGGAAAGAGAGCUCUUGUAUAUGUUAUUGCCAGAAGGAUGGCAGCUUUGAAAAAACUGGAUAUGACAGAUUCAGAAGGAAAGACUCCGCUUCAUCUUGCUGCACAGAGAAAUCAAAACUUCAUGGUGGCUGACUUGCUGUCACUUGGUGCAGAUGUCAAUGAGAAGGACCGAUAUGGGAAAACAUGUCUCCAUCUCAGUGCACAGAAUGGAUAUAUUAGAGUCUUGGAGGUUCUGAAAGGUUUCAUGAGAAAUGGGAUAUUUAUUAAUUUGGAGGAAAGAGAUGCUAACGGUCUCAGUGCGCUGCAGUGUGCAGCAGUAGCGCUUAACCACACGGUGCGAGAACUGGAGAUAUGCAAGUCUGCAGGCCAGGUCCGGCUGCAUACGCUUCGCAAGGAACAGAUGAUGGAAACACUGGAGUGCCUUCUUCAAAUGGAGAGCCAUUUACACGCUUUGGGGCACCUCAAUGCAAAUAAAAGAGGUGUGGAUUCCAAGCCAUGUGAACAAGCGGCCUCCUUUCAGUCAGAUUAAAUUGAGGUAUGAGGUGCGAGGCUAUCAACAACAUGACUUACAAGUGGUUUGAUUACCUAAGAUGCUGCAAGUCUAGCAAGUCAUUUGUCUGCCAAGAAAAGCAGAGUUGUUUUAACUGACGGUAAAUGUUUUUGAGUUAAUACAAGCUUUAACCUACCAUUGAAAGCAAGAUUUUACUAAUCAGUUUUUAUCUAAAAAUAUGAGAGAUAUUUUAUGGCAUGGUAAAGCUAUGUAUUAUGCAACCUUAGGUUUUGUUCAGUGUUCAGGGGUAAAGCAUGGUGUAUCACUGCACAAAAACACUAUGGUUGCCUAUUAGCUGGUUUCUGUGAAACUUCCACUGUUUGCUACGUUUGAGUAGCAGAUCCUUUUGAAAUGGAAUAAAGAAUGUGGUAUGACCUCCAAGAGCAAAUAGUUUUGAUAUUGAGGACACUGGUAUGGUUAUGUAUACCUAGAUGUUUCUUUGUAAAUGGAUAGUUCACCCAAAAAUUUACAUUUUGUCAUCAUUUACUCACCAUCAUGUAAUUCCAAACUCACAAAAGGAGACAUUUUAAUGAAUAUCCUGGUCAAACUUUUUGUAGUACAAUUGCUGUUCAUAGUUAUUAAAAAAAAUAAUAAUAAUAAUAAUAAAAAGCUUAAGGGUAACUAAACCCUAAACCAACUUUUUUUAGUUAAUGAUCUGUAAGCAUGGGGCUUUAUUAGUACUGGUCAUUGAUUCAAUAAUUUAGACAUUUGUGUAUAAAGUGUUUUAAUUCUACAAUAUAUGGUGUAAAAAUGUCUGAGUGCUGCCCUCUUCAGGUUGAACGGUGGCUACUGCAGUUGAAUUUUCCUAAUGGCUGUUUGCGGUAGUUCGUGACGUAAGCGGUGAGAGCUGACGUAAGCAGGUUCCAGCUCACCACGACCUUGGUACGAGCUAGACACUGGCCCCAUUCUCCCUUGCGCGGCUGCUUCGCUAGCAUCGUCGGAUGCCGAUCGCGAUGCGGGAGUUAAAACCGCAGUUUGAGCCAGCGGCUCGAAUUGAUAUGGCUCCGGCCCUGUGCCCACAGACAAUUCACCCUCCUCCACUUCAGGUGAAGGUGGGGGAGAAAAGUCCUCGACUUCAAAAGACCGCUCCGUGGCAAAGCUACUUGCGUCACUCCAGUCACUCUCCAUUUUAGAGUCUGACAGCAGCUGUCAAUUAAUCCGUCACUACGGGUCUCAGGUGCAC